GUCAAAGACGGGAUGUUUGACAAGGAGAAAUUUGACGACUUGUGCUGGAUGAUGACCAUGAAGAAGAACUUUAAGGGGCUACCAAAGGGGGCGCCGCUGUCGCAAAGAGACUGUUUCAAGCUCUUCUGUUUGUUCAACCUGCUGUCCGAGGACCGCUACCCGCUGGUGAUGAUACCAGAGGAGGUGGAGUAUCUCCUCAAAAAAAUCUCCACAGCAAUGAGCCAGGAGUGGGACGGGAAGCCAUUGGAGGACUUAUUAUCCCAGGAUGCAACAGGGCGGGAAGAGGACAUGUCCGUGUGGUCGUUCCUGGAGCACAUGGGCGCAGGCCGGCUGCUGAAAGUGACCAGCGCUGAGGCCUUCAGUCUGGCUUUAGAUGAGGUCUUUCUGGAGAUGUAUCACAAUGUCCUCAAGAGGGGUUACAUGUGGAAAAAGGGACAUGUACGCCGGAACUGGACCGAGCGUUGGUUUGUGCUGAAGCCCUCCUCCAUGGCUUACUACGUCAGCGAGGACUUAAAAGACAAGAGAGGGGAGAUCCAUCUGGAUAAGAACUGUGUCAUCGAGCCUAUUGCAGACAGGGAGGGGAAGCGCUGUUUGUUCUGUGUGAAAACUCACAAUAAAACCUUUGAGAUGAGCGCGUCCGACCAGAGACAGAAGGUGGAGUGGACUCAAGCUAUUCAGACAGCCCUUCGUCUCCAGAGCGAGGGCAAGUCCUCCCUUCACCAAGAACUCAAACUAAAAAGACGGGUCCAGCGGGAGCACAGCCAGCGGGAGCGCAGCCGGAGCUCCCGGAGCAGCUGCAGCAGUCGGAGCAGCCAAUCAGACGACUACAAUAUCCAGGACAUGGAGAAGAUGGAGAGAGAGAAAGACAGACAGGAUUUAGAGAUAGAAACUAUCAUACAGCAUGCACGUGAGUUGGAAACCAAACGAAGGGAGGCAGAGGAAAAAGAGAGGAGGAGACAAAAGGAGGUACAGAUGGAGCUGGAGAGACAGCUGAAGGAGGCCGAGACGUUGAGAGACAGCAUGCAGGCCGAGAUGCAGGAGCGGGAAAAAGAGGCUGAGCAGCAGAAGAAGAGGAUCCAGGAGUUGGAGCUGACGCAACGGAAACUUGAGGCUGCUCUCAACAUGGAGAUCCAGGCGCGACUGGAGGAGGAGAGAGCCAGACAGGAGCUGGAGAG
Plectropomus leopardus (leopard coralgrouper) is the source of this 1175-nucleotide messenger RNA. The record is from RefSeq and is a predicted model, not a curated record. Lineage: Eukaryota; Metazoa; Chordata; Actinopteri; Perciformes; Serranidae.